UACCUGCGGUGCACCGCCACCGUGCCUGUCCUGGCGUUCUUGCUUCGAUUGAUCUUGGUCACUAACCCAACCGCAGCUGAAUUCACUUUCAUGACAGAACGCGUCUCCGAUACCCUCCAUGCAUCAAAAGCAGACGUCUGGUACCUCAAGGAGAUCGCGUUUGGAAGCACGGAGUCAAAGCGAAAAUUAAAGAUCAUUACACAGAAUUUCAAUGGACCGUGCUCGUUCAUUGCUAUAUGCAAUAUCCUGCUCCUGCGAGGACAGAUUGAGAUCCUGCCCUAUGAACGCGGGACGGUGUCGUAUGAGUUCCUUGCGCAGCUCGUAGGGGAGUAUCUCCUCAUGAGCUGUCCGGACAUUGACGUCUCUGCUGCGCUCUCGAUCAUGCCUAGUACCACAAAGGGCCUCGACCUCAACCCGCUCUUCACAGGCCCUACGUCUUUCCGUCCUGCAGGAGAAGGUGGGGAAUUGAAGUUGUUCGAGCAAGCGGGGAUUGAGCUAGUGCAUGGGUGGCUUGUUGACCCUGAGAGUGAGGAGUAUAGGGUGAUGAAGCAUGUGCGUGAUUAUGAUACUGCAGUGACGCUUAUUGCGGACGCGGAUCAUGUUACGAAGGGUCAGUUGUUAACUCAGACUGCGGAUGUGUGGGGUGGGGAUGCGGGGGGUAGUAGUCAAGCGGAGGGUAGUAGUGGAGCGGGAGGUGGGCCGAGUGGCUAUGCAAGCCAUACUAGCCCAUGCGAUAGUUAUUCGGAGAAGGAUAAAGAGAAGAUCGAACAUGCGCUGGUGUCACAGGCGUUCUUGGAUAGUACUAAGUCUCAAUUGACGUAUCAUGGACUGUUUCAACUUGCGUCUGUGCUGCAGCCUGGGUCGCUUGUCGCGCUGUUCCGAAACUCGCAUCUUUCUGUGCUGCACAAACGAGAGGGGGAGGACUCGUCGCUUUACAGUUUGGUCACAGAUCAUGUGUUCCUGCAAGAGCCAUCGGUGGUGUGGGAGCGUCUGGAAGACGUCGAUGGGGUUGGCUCGACGUUUGUGGACUCGGAUUUCGUUAGAUCGACGCCCGUGGGAGGCGAUUUUGCUGGACACACGGCAGAAAGCGCAUUGCAGGCUCUAGAGAUGGAAGCAAACCCAGACGCGGCAUUAGCACGACAGCUGCAAGCGGAAGAAGACGGGCGAUCACAUGAGAUAUAUAUGCGGCGGCAGAGGCAGCAGGAAAUUCGGCGGGUACAAGAGCGGGAAGAGGAGGAGAGGAAACGGAAGAAUGAGGAUGGGGCGAGUAGAAAGAGUAAGAAGAGGAAGGACAAGUGCGUUAUCAUGUAGGAAUGGAUUUGAGUACGGGGACUAUACCCAGGAAUAUUAUUAUAUGUAAUCAUCUUAUAGGAGGAUGGCUGCUGGAUCUACGUCAACGUGCGAAUAGAACCCUGGGACUGGAUUGGUCAGUG
Molecule: messenger RNA, 1433 nt
Organism: Suillus paluster
Lineage: Eukaryota; Fungi; Basidiomycota; Agaricomycetes; Boletales; Suillaceae
Exons: 6
Coding region: 91-1311 (406 amino acids)
Biological process (GO): protein K48-linked deubiquitination
Cellular component (GO): cell periphery; cytosol
Molecular function (GO): cysteine-type deubiquitinase activity; K48-linked deubiquitinase activity; cysteine-type carboxypeptidase activity
Source: RefSeq, a predicted model, not a curated record